UUCCCUCUCUCACUCUUCAAAUCGCGCUAUCUUCUUUUUCACGCUUCCCUCUUUUAUCUCUAAACACACAACCCUCACUCGUUCCCCUCAUCCAAAGCAAUAAGCAUCUUUUGUCUUGAAAGUCUUAGAAAUGGCUACUAAUCUUCUUCCCUUGGGUCACGUCGCAAUUAGAGCCUCUGCUGCAACAGGUCCACGGAGAUCUGGUCCGAACCAUCGGAAAAACUCGUCCCCCUCGUCUUCCAACUGGUGGACCCCGCUUUUUGGGUGGUCCUCUGAGCCCGACUACAUUGGCUCUGAGAGUAAAGCGGAAGAUUUGCAGGAUAAAAGGGAGUCAGUUCUGGAGUCAAAAUCAAUGAGAUCUCGGUUUGCUCCAGGUUGCUUUACUGAGGAGAAGGCGAAACAGCUCCGCAUGUUGACUAAUGAUACGUCAUCCUUUCACGAUGCUAUGUAUCACUCAGCGAUCGCGUCUCGGCUGGCUUCAGACUUCAAAAACAAAUCCGAUCCGUAGUCCUCCGGCAACUAAGCCUUAUAACUCGAUAUUUAUGUAUUUCAUAUGUUUUAUUUUCGUUUUUUGUAGAAAUAGUUUUGCUAGUAGAACUUAAUCUGGCCUGCUAUAUGUUGAUGAAUGAUGAUCCUCUUCCUCUGUGA
Molecule: messenger RNA, 648 nt
Organism: Manihot esculenta (cassava)
Lineage: Eukaryota; Viridiplantae; Streptophyta; Magnoliopsida; Malpighiales; Euphorbiaceae
Exons: 1
Coding region: 131-508 (125 amino acids)
Source: RefSeq, a predicted model, not a curated record